Molecule: messenger RNA, 1924 nt
Organism: Urocitellus parryii (Arctic ground squirrel)
Lineage: Eukaryota; Metazoa; Chordata; Mammalia; Rodentia; Sciuridae
Source: RefSeq, a predicted model, not a curated record
CAGAUAUUCGUGACACUGUGAAGUAUAAAGAAGUCAUGAAACAAUAUGGCCUUGGGCCCAACGGUGGCAUAGUGACCUCUCUCAAUCUCUUUGCUACCAGAUUUGAUCAGGUGAUGAAAUUUAUUGAGAAGGCCCAGAACACAUCUAAAUAUGUCUUGAUUGACACACCUGGGCAGAUUGAGGUAUUCACCUGGUCAGCUUCUGGGACAAUCAUCACUGAGGCCCUGGCAUCCUCAUUCCCAACAGUUGUCAUCUAUGUAAUGGACACAUCGAGAAGUACUAACCCAGUGACGUUUAUGUCGAAUAUGCUGUAUGCCUGCAGCAUCUUGUACAAAACCAAGCUGCCUUUCAUUGUGGUUAUGAACAAAACUGACAUCAUUGAUCACAGCUUUGCAGUGGAAUGGAUGCAGGAUUUUGAGGCUUUCCAAGAUGCCUUGAAUCAAGAAACUACAUAUGUCAGUAACCUGACCCGUUCAAUGAGCCUGGUGUUAGAUGAGUUUUACAGCUCACUCAGGGUGGUGGGUGUCUCUGCUGUUGUGGGCACUGGCUUCGAUGAACUCUUUGUGCAAAUCACCAGUGCUGCAGAAGAAUAUGAAAGGGAGUAUCGUCCUGAAUAUGAACGUCUAAAGAAAUCGUUGGCCAAUGCACAGAGUGAACAGCAGAAAGAACAACUGGACCGCCUUCGGAAAGAUAUGGGCUCUGUAGCCUUGGACACAGGGACUGCCAAAGAGAGCGGAUCUCCUGUGUUGGACCCCUCUGAUUUAAUCCUGACUCGAGGAACCUUGGAUGAAGAGGAUGAGGAAGCUGACAGUGAUACUGAUGACAUUGACCACAGAGUUACAGAGGAAAGUCAUGAAGAGCCAGCAUUUCAGAAUUUUAUGCAAGAAUCAAUGGCACAGUACUGGAAGAGAAACAACAAAUAGGAGAUUUUAGGAAAUUUCAGUUGAUUCUAGAAGUCCCAGAUUCUGGGACUCCAUAUGAAGAAACUAUUCUUAUUGCUGAUUCAGGACUAGGAUGAAGAACAAUUUUCUUCAGARUAGCAGAAUUUUUCUUUUGAGAGAAUCUUAUGACUCAGAAGAAGUCAGGGAGAUGAUUCUUGGAGCUGGCAGGUAGAUAUGUCAAGUCUGCCUUGGCCUUUCACUUACAUUUAUGCAAGGAACGAUAUACUGACUGCUUUUGGAAGCUGACAUGCCUUCAAGCCUAAGUUUUAUCAUUUGAACUUAUAUACUUCUGCUGGUGAUAKAAUACAGAGAGAACUUAUCCUGGCAACCACUUUAGAUCUUAGCCUCUACUUCCCCAGCACCAUGUCCUCAGCUUAUAACUGAGGACAUGGUGCUGGGGAAGUACCAUGAGUUGUUCUUUUAAUAGAAAGGGAGAGGGGGACACAUAAGCUUGUCCAGGGUAGCAGURGAGUCUCCUUGGCAAGUCAGUGUUAUGAAAUAUGUCUCACACUAGUAGCUCAUUAGAGGACACCAAGUUUGUUGAAGAAAGUGGGCAGAACGUAAGAUUUCUGAAUAAGAAUUCUCUUAAAUGGUAACUUGGAUAAAGAGUUUCUAAUUAUAACUUUAUUCUAACCCUGCCUGCCUGUCAUGAUUUCAAAUUAGAAAAUUAUAUAGUAACAAAUAGAUUCCCUUGUAAUUGAGGCUUAAAUUCACAUGUCUAAACCUGCCUGUUAAGGGGGUGAUAUUUACUGAAGCUUCCCACAUAUGCAUAAGUGGAAACCAGGUACAGAGUCAGGCCCUGUUUGUAUUGACUUUGAAGUUAAUGCAGAGUAUCCUUGGUGAUUUAUUGAAAGGCUAUAGACUUUAGUCAGGUGCACAUUCCAUGCAUAACAACCAUUAUAAGGGUUUGGCUGCUGACUCAUUGGUUCUCAGAGCACAGUCUCUGGACCACAAGCAUCAGAAUCACUUGGGAAAUUGUUAAA